Closterium sp. Naga37s-1 is the source of this 1287-nucleotide messenger RNA. NCBI's taxonomy places the organism in Eukaryota, Viridiplantae, Streptophyta, Zygnematophyceae, Desmidiales, Closteriaceae. The record is from the annotation of a GenBank genome assembly.
AUGGAAGAUCCUAAACACGGCAUCGCCGACGUCGGUGGCUCUCCUCCUUCUGGAGGACGUGGGAGGCGUAGGCCGAGGAAGAGCGAUGGGGAGGAAGAGUAUGACACUGCCGUGGCUGGGGACAUCACUACGCGGGCGAAGAGGCGGCAGACGACAGACAGUGCUGACGACGCCGGUGGUGCGGAAGUUGGGUCAACGCGAGGCGCCAGGGAAGCAAGUGGCAAGGCGACGGGUCAUGCAUUGCGCCAGAAGGGCCGGCCCAGAGCGAGGAAAACAUCCGGCGUAAGGAGGGGCAAGCAAGGAGCGAGGGGGAAGAGGCUGAAACGGGGCGAAGAAGACCGUGAUGAUGCGGAGGAGGAGGAUGAGGGGGAUAAGGGGGGUGAGGAGGAGGAGGCUGAUGAGGAGGAGGAUGAGGAGGAAGAGGAGGAAGAAGAGGAUGAGGGGGAGGAGGACGUGGAUGUUGGGGAGGAGGAAAAAUAUGAGAAUGAUGACGAGGAGGACGAAGAGGAGGAGGAGGAGGAGGAGGAGGAGGAGGAGGAGGAGGAGGAGGAGGAGGAGGAGGAGGAGGAGGAGGAGGAGGAGGAGGAGGAGGACGACGACGACGACGACGACGACGAUGACGAGGACGAGGAGAGGGGCGACAAGGAGGAGGAGGAUGAGGAGGAGGAGGAGGAGGAGGAGGAGGAGGAGGAGGAGGAGGAGGAGGAGGAGGAGGAGGAGGAGAAGGAGGAGGAGGGGGACGACGAGGAUGAGGAGGGGGAGGAGGAGGAGGAGGAGGAGGAGGAGGAGGAGGAGGUGGAGGCGGAGAAGGAGGAGGAGGAAGAGGAGGAGGAGGAGGAAGAGGAGGAGGAGGAAGGGGCGGAAGAGGAAGAGGAGGAGGAUGUAGUGGCAGUGAAGGGACGAGGCGGGUUCUACACGCCAUGCUCUGGCCCGUCUAAAGCCGCUGCUACAGCACCCGGCGCACCAAGAGAAGAGGAAUCCGAAUCCCCUCCACCAGGCCACGUCACGCACUCCCCACUCGCCUCACCCUCAUUCCGAUAUCGGCAGCUCUACGCUUCUCCUGUCCGGGGCAGGGCGGUCUCCCCCCUCGCCGGUCCUUCGCGCGGGCAUCAGCCAAGCACUUCUGCCAAUCCCUUCCCUGAGCUGCCCUUUUCCCACCAGCGUAAUAGUGUGAGGGCACACGGGACUGCUGCAGAAGACGUUGAUCCCCUUGGCCAGAGGAGGGAUUCUUCACACCCUUUUCCCAAUCUCAUGGGUGCCCUAGGUGAAAGUGCGGACCACGAGUAG